CCAUAGAUGUUCAUUUUAUGUGGUUCGUUACUUUUUUAAGCUGACGGGUAGGGCAUACUAAAAACAUGUUCACAAAAGUCAGCCUGUUGCUCGACAAAUAUCAACUUUGAAUGGAAAUGGAAAGGAUAGAUUCAUAGAAAAUUGUCUAUUCUUUCAUUCUUGAUACCAAUCGCCUUCAUUCGAAAUAGGAUUGAGAGUCCUUCUUAUCGCGCUCCCAAUUUUCUUUAUGAAUCAGAUGCAAAAAGCAAUGUUUAAAAAAACCGAUGCAAAGACAUUGUGCAUCCUCGUAUUUAUCCAAGUGUUAUUCAUUGUUUUAUCAGUAUUAUUUUGCAGAUAUAUUACGUGAAGAUAAUAACAUGGUAUACUUACACGUAAGUAUACUGUUAUGGUUUAUCUAUUAUUUGCUAAUAUUUGAAGUUCCUAUUGAUGGACUUAAAACACGUAAUGGUGUGAUAAAUGGAAGGAAAACUCAAUAUUCAAAUGAAUAUUUAGGAAUUCAGUAUGCUAAAGCUGGAAGAUGGAAGCUCCCUGUUGAUCGCUCAUCAAGAAAAUUUUCAAAUCGCGCAUUUAAUGCGAAAUCAUUCGGCCCAUGUUGUCCUCAGGUACCUGCCGGAAUACUAAUUCCGAUACAAGAUGAACAAUGUUUAUAUUUAAAUGUAUUUACACCAUUAAAAAAGUCAAAGCAUCUCGUCCCUGUUCUUGUUUUUAUUCACGGAGGGGGCUUAGCAUCAGGAUGUUCAUCACAAGGUAUACCUCUACUAUAUAACGGUACAAAUAUGAUCGCAAAUUCGCCUCAUCAAGAACCGGUGAUUAUUGUAACAAUCAAUUAUAGACUAGGUGUAUUAGGUGCUAUGUAUUCGGAUGAAUUAGUUAAAGAAAAUAAAUCAAAAUGGCCCACAGCCGGAAAUUAUUUUUAUUUAGAUAUGUUAUCAGCAUUACGCUGGAUUAAGAAAAAUAUUCGAGAUUAUGGUGGCAAUAAUAAAAAUGUUUUAUUGUUCGGUGAGAGUUCUGGUGGACUCGCUGUUGUUGAUCUAGGAGCAUUGAAAGGAUCAAAUGGACUUUAUCAUCAUGUUAUAUCUCAAUCAGGUGACGCGGGUAAUUAUCUGUUUUAUACAAAUGUUACUGAUGCUCUAGCCCUAUCAAAUCAAAUUAGUCAACAACUUAAUUGCUCAAAUCUUAAAUGUUUACGUCAUGUGCCAAUUCAAAAUUUGAUAAAUGCUUAUGGUCCUCGAGUAACAUCACCCAUUAUUGACGGGUAUUUCUUUCCAUUUUAUCCUCCAUUGGCAAUUAAACACGGAAAAUAUAAUGCAAAUAUCAGUAUGAUUUUGGGUAAUAAUGAAUAUGAAGACGCCGUCUGUUUUGAAUCACCCAAUAUGAAUUCAACCGAUGCUAUAUCAUACUUAUCAACAAACAUAGAACCAGAAUGGUUAACGAUAGUUGCUAAACAUUAUCAAUUAGAAAAAUGUUCAUCAAAUAAAAAUUCUCCAAAUCGAUGUUGUAAUAUUGUUCGUUUAUUAUUAAUGGAUAAAUUCUAUAACUGUCCUGUUCAACGUAUAUACAAUGGUUUGUAUAUAAAGAAUAAACAUAAUAGAAAAUUAUUUUGGUAUCAUUUAAAUUGUAAUCCUGGAAUAUGUCCAAAACUGUCUGUAGAAGAAGGUAGAGGUGUAUGUGUGCAUAUUGCCGAACUUCCAUAUGUCUUUGGAACUGUAAGUGCUUAUAAGUCAAAUACUCUAUUGAAUUGUUCCUGGGAUAAACCGACAACAAAAUUUUCAAAUGAAAUCAUUGCAAAUUGGAUACAUAUGGCGACAAAUGGAAGACCAUUAAAAAAAUGGUCAGUUUAUAAUCCAAUGAACCCAAAAUAUUUUCAGAUUACACCAUAUCGGCAUUUUUCAAGUGUACAAUGGAAAAGAAAUUGUUCACUAUUUGAUACUAUUGAACAAGAAGAAACAUCAUUAAUAUUUAAACAAUGA
This is a messenger RNA of Didymodactylos carnosus, 1970 nucleotides long. The record is from the annotation of a GenBank genome assembly. NCBI's taxonomy places the organism in Eukaryota, Metazoa, Rotifera, Eurotatoria, Philodinida, Philodinidae.